Debaryomyces hansenii CBS767 is the source of this 1410-nucleotide messenger RNA. It is a transcript of the gene JAB1, whose product is annotated as COP9 signalosome catalytic subunit. Gene Ontology annotation, cellular component: cytoplasm; COP9 signalosome. The record is from RefSeq and is a predicted model, not a curated record. Gene Ontology annotation, molecular function: metallopeptidase activity; protein binding; deNEDDylase activity. The coding region runs from base 1 to 1410 and encodes 469 amino acids. The transcript has a single exon. Gene Ontology annotation, biological process: protein deneddylation. Lineage: Eukaryota; Fungi; Ascomycota; Pichiomycetes; Serinales; Debaryomycetaceae.
AUGCGAUGCAUUCAUGAACUCGCAGAUGUAUUCAUAAAUGAUUCAGAUGAGAGAAUCCUCACACAGCUGUUAGAUGCUACGGAGAUAGAUAAACAUGCUGAUUAUGAAUCUUUUUUUUCCAUUAACUCUGAUGAGAGUAUAAUGAAGGCAAGACCUUGGAAGUCAAAUGCCAAAUACUUCAAGAAAACAUAUAUAUCUUCGUUAGCAUUAUGUAAAAUGUCAGUUCAUGCCAAAUCAGGAGGUGCAAUUGAAGUUAUGGGGAUGAUGACUGGCAAGAUUAUUAAAAACUCAAUAAUUGUGAUGGAUGUUUAUCCAUUGCCAGUUGAGGGUACCGAGACAAGAGUUAAUGCUCAGGCAGAAGGUUAUGAAUAUAUGGUGCAAUAUCUAGAAAACCUGAAACAAGUGGGUAGAGAUGAGAAUAUUGUUGGAUGGUAUCAUUCACAUCCAGGUUAUGGCUGUUGGUUGUCUGGUAUAGAUGUUGCAACGCAAAGUUUGAACCAGAAUUUCCAAGAUCCGUAUCUAGCUAUAGUUAUUGAUCCGAUGAAAACAGAGGACCAAGGAAAAGUUGAGAUUGGGGCCUUCCGGACCUUUCCUGAUAAUUACAAAUCCCCUGAUUCCGCUGCACCUACUAACAAUACUAGAGGAGUCCCCCCGUCCAAACAGAAAGAUUUUGGGGUUCAUUCGGAUAAGUACUAUUCAUUAGAUAUCCAAAUCUUCAAGUCCAAUCUAGAUACUGAAAUUCUAAACAUCAUAUCGAACAAAUCGUGGAUCGGCAAACUAAUCAAAUCGGUCAACACAGCGAAUCAUCAAGAACAAAAUAUGAUAGAAAACGUAUUCAAGUUGAUCAAUAAACUUCAGAAGAAGGAAGUCAAUCAAUUGAACAGGUUCGAAAUCUCGUUUAUCAAAAAAUUCGACUUGAUCUUUGAAGACAUAAUAAGCAAGAAGCUUAUGAAUGACAAUAGAUUCUACAGUACAAUAUCACAGAGUUCCUAUGACAGCUUUAGUGGGCAUGGGAAUUCAUCAAGCAACGAUGAAAUGGACGACGAAAGCGAUCUCGAUGACAGAGACAAGAGCAGUGCACCCCUAGACAUUUCUGACACGGGAAACGACGACGUUAUGUCCAUGGAAAGCUCGGUCAACGUCUACACAGACAAGAGAGGAGAUGACAAUGACGAUGAUGAUGACAACGACGGCUAUGACAAAAGACCCAUGUACACCAAUUAUAGAUCAAGAGCAAAUCUAACCAAGCCACGAAAACUGGGUUCCUCGCCGGAAGAACAUGUGAAGUUACUGAAUAACGUAAAUAAGACCAUCACAAACAUAUCUAAUCAUAGUAAAGAUAUAGGUCUUACAGAACUACAGGACUUGAUAGCCCUAAAGACCAAAGAGCUGAUUUUUUUGGGCAAAUAA